AUGUCUUUGCCUCCCGGUAUGAACAUCCAUAAUUCAGAUACUAAAACAACCAAGGUAUGUAAGCUUCAAAAAUCUAUAUAUGGUCUCAAGCAGGCAAGUAGACAAUGGUAUUCUAAAUUAUCUGAAUCCCUCAUUUCCUUUGGUUAUAUACAAUCCUCUUCUGAUUUUUCCCUUUUUACAAAAUUUAAUGAGUCUUCAUUUACUGCACUGUUAGUAUAUGUUGAUGACAUUGUUUUAGCUGGAAAUGAUAUAUCUGAAAUCCAGAAUGUUAAAUCCUUUCUUAAUGAUCUUUUUAAAAUUAAAGACUUGGGUCCCUUGAGAUAUUUUUUGGGUCUUGAGGUUGCUAGAAGCAAACAAGGCAUUUUACUUAAUCAAAGAAAAUAUACUCUUGAACUUCUAGAGGAUAGUGGUAAUCUUGCUGCAAAAUCCUCUCUUACUCCUUAUGAUAUUUCUUUAAAACUCCAAAAUUCAGAUUCCCCACUCUAUAAUGAUGAAACUCAAUAUAGAAGACUCAUAGGCAGACUUAUUUACUUAACUACUACUCGUCCUGAUAUAUCUUUUGCCGUUCAACAAUUAAGCCAAUUUGUCUCAAAACCUCAACAAGUUCACUAUCAAGCUGCUAUUAGAGUUUUACAAUAUUUGAAAACUGCCCCCGGCAAAGGAUUAUUUUAUUCGGCAAACUCUAAUUUAAAACUUUCUGGUUUUGCAGAUUCUGACUGGGCAACUUGUCCUACAACAAGGAAAUCUGUUACGGGCUAUUGUGUGUUUCUUGGCUCCUCUCUUAUUUCAUGGAAAUCCAAGAAGCAGUCCACUGUCUCCAAAUCAAGUACUGAAGCUGAAUAUCGCGCACUAGCAAGCCUUACAUGUGAAUUGCAAUGGCUGAUGUAUCUCUUUAAAGAAAUGCACAUCUCUUUCUCUUCCGCUGCUUCUGUUUUUUGCGACAAUAAAUCAGCCAUCUACCUUGCCCAUAAUCCCACUUUCCAUGAACGUACUAAACACAUUGAAAUAGAUUGUCACAUCAUAAGAGAGAAGAUUCAAAGUGGUUUGCUGCGGCUUUUUCCCAUACCUUCUACUGCACAAACAGCCGAUGUUUUUACAAAACCUUUACACAGUCCCUCAUUCCUCACUCUCAUAUCCAAGCUUGGCCUUCAUGACAUCCAUAGUCCAGCUUGUGGGGGAGUUUUAACUACUGAUAUUACAUGA
Messenger RNA from Trifolium pratense (red clover), 1203 nucleotides. RefSeq lists its product as uncharacterized. NCBI's taxonomy places the organism in Eukaryota, Viridiplantae, Streptophyta, Magnoliopsida, Fabales, Fabaceae. The record is from RefSeq and is a predicted model, not a curated record. Bases 1 to 1203 code for a protein of 400 amino acids. The transcript has a single exon.